AUGUCUUCGACGGAGGGCUCGAGUCGCGCGGCCGACAAGUCGCCGCGCCAGCAGGUGGACCGCCUGCUGGUGGGGUUGCGCUGGCGGCGGCUGGAGGAGCCAUUGGGCUUCAUCAAAGUUCUCCAGUGGCUCUUUGCUAUUUUCGCCUUCGGGUCCUGCGGCUCCUACAGCGGGGAGACAGGAGCAACAGUUCGCUGCAACAACGAAGCCAAGGAUGUGAGCUCCAUCAUUGUUUUGUUCGGCUAUCCCUUCAGGUUGAACCGGGUCCAGUAUGAGAUGCCCCUCUGUGAUGAUGACUCCACUUCCAAGACCAUGCACCUGAUGGGGGAUUUCUCUGCUCCUGCCGAGUUCUUUGUGACCCUGGGCAUCUUCUCCUUCUUCUACACCAUGGCUGCGCUAGUCCUCUACCUGCGCUUCCACAACCUCUACACAGAGAACAAGCGCUUCCCACUGGUGGACUUCUGUGUGACUGUCUCCUUCACCUUCUUCUGGCUGGUAGCUGCGGCCGCCUGGGGCAAGGGCUUGACGGACAUCAAGGGGGCCACACGGCCAUCCAGCCUGACAGCAGCCAUGUCUGUGUGCCACGGAGAGGAAGCAGUGUGCAGUGCUGGGGCCACACCCUCGAUGGGACUGGCCAACAUCUCUGUGCUCUUCGGCUUCAUCAACUUUUUCCUGUGGGCUGGGAACUGUUGGUUUGUGUUCAAGGAGACCCCAUGGCACGGGCAAGGCCAGGACCAGGGCCAGGGCCCUAGCCAGGAGAGCGCAGCGGAGCAGGGAGCAGUGGAGAAGCAGUAAGCAGCCCCUACCUGGCUACUCCGGAACAGGACAGCACCUCUUCAACCACCUCCGGCUUCCAGGACCUCCCUCUUCUUCCUUCUCCAACUCCCCUCCCCCAUCAUUCUGGGCUCUGAGCUUUGAGACGACGCUAAUGGAUGGGCAGGCAUCAGCUGUCAGAAACCCGGGCAGCCCUCCCAGUGGCUUCCUAUCCAGCCUCUGGCUGGAGCCUCGGAAGGCAGGAGCUCAGUGCUUCUUGUCUACUGCCUGAAACCCAGCAUCUUACUUGGGGUCUUAUUUGUACCCUUGCAGCCUCUGAGAAUAAGCAUCUACUGCAAGGGGCUGGAGAGCAGAGUCCUGAGACUGGUUCCUAGCAGCCACUUCUAUCAACCUGUUGGCUUCAAUAAAAGUGGGGGGAGGGGAAAUUGGCUGGCAACCUUUUUCCUGUUCCCUUGCAUGAAGGGCCCACCAGUGGUUCAGGAACUCCCCCACCCGCCCAGUGGCUGUCAUCUAAGACU
Molecule: messenger RNA, 1292 nt
Organism: Neogale vison (American mink)
Lineage: Eukaryota; Metazoa; Chordata; Mammalia; Carnivora; Mustelidae
Gene: SYPL2
Product: synaptophysin like 2
Exons: 6
Coding region: 1-795 (264 amino acids)
Cellular component (GO): synaptic vesicle; synaptic vesicle membrane
Source: RefSeq, a predicted model, not a curated record